GCGCAAAGAAAAUCCCUACUUCCCUAGCUAGCCAUGGAGAGCGUCGAGCACCACGACGAAGCCGCCACCGGCCUCUCCCUUUCCCCUCCCCCUACGUCGGCGCCGCUCUCCCCACUGAUAUCCCCCAACUCCGCGGCGGUGGCGGCGCUAGCGAACGCGUGUUGGGUGCCUACCAGGGAGCAGAUCACGGUGCUGGAGGGGCUGUACCGGCAGGGGAUGCGCACCCCCACCGCCGAGGAGAUACACCAGGUGACGGCGAGGCUGCAAGAGCACGGCCCCAUCGAGGGCAAGAACGUCUUCUACUGGUUCCAGAACCGGCUGCGCCAGAAGCAGAAGCAGCAGCAGCAGAGAUCCGACUACUUCGCCAGGCAGCUCCGCCGUCCCCAGCCGCUGCCGACGCUCCGCAGGACCCCCGGCAACCCCUUCUCCCCGGUCCAGCUGCAGGCGCCGCCGGCGCCGAACCCUCCUGCAUGCAACAGAGAAGCAAUGUACAUGCAGCAGCCAUGCUAUAUGUCAGGGCCAGCAGCACAGGCCGCGGCUAAUGCAACCUACUACUCACAGAUGCAGACGCACAUAAUGUAUCCGACUGCGGAGAUGAUGGCGCAUGGCAAUGUACAGGCACAGGCGCAGGCCGCCAUGUACUACCAGGCAGCAUCUCCGAACAACUCCAACACCCAACAAAUGCGCGUACUCCAGUUCCCCCCGGCCGCCGGCAGCUAUGGGGCGCAUGAUGCCUACUCCCACCGCCCCGUGCUUCUGAAUCUGUUCCCACAGUACCCCACCUUUGCAAAUCGCAAGAAGACCCGUUGCGUCGGGAGCGUUGGCUCCGCGAGGCCAUCGACCUCAAGGUCGAUCUCUUGGGAAAUGGAGAGUCCCAAGAUCCCCGACUGACACAUUGUUGUCGAUCUAUGACUUCUUUGGUGAAGGCUACUGAAGGUGAUGCAUGAUUGCUGAUAUGCUCGACAAGUACUUUGUUGAAAUCAUAUAAGCUAUCUCUCAGUCUCAUGGACAAGCCAUUGAGUAGAUGUACCAGUUUUCUUUCAUGGGAUAUUUAGUUGGAAUGUUGGUUUACUUAGGUAAUUAGGAGGAAAAUGUGUAUUGCUUCAUAAACUUGAAGCAUGCAUCGGAAACCUUGUUAA
Triticum aestivum (bread wheat) is the source of this 1139-nucleotide messenger RNA. Its product is annotated as WUSCHEL-related homeobox 5-like. The transcript has 2 exons. Lineage: Eukaryota; Viridiplantae; Streptophyta; Magnoliopsida; Poales; Poaceae. Gene Ontology annotation, molecular function: DNA binding; DNA-binding transcription factor activity. Bases 34 to 891 code for a protein of 285 amino acids. The record is from RefSeq and is a predicted model, not a curated record. Gene Ontology annotation, biological process: plant organ development.